Messenger RNA from Coffea arabica (coffee), 1311 nucleotides. Lineage: Eukaryota; Viridiplantae; Streptophyta; Magnoliopsida; Gentianales; Rubiaceae. The record is from RefSeq and is a predicted model, not a curated record.
UCUCUGAUUAACUUAUUAUUCCUCAACCCGCAGCAAAAAGCAAUGAAGCAAAGCUGGCUGAUACACAUUUUCACAAUUCUUUAGUUCCCAACCAUUGUCUCCCUCUCAAAAGCAAAAGCUGAACAAGACACCCCCCCAACACAAGAACCCACAAAACACCUACAAUACGCACAUAACAGUUGUACACUUCACUGAGCGAUCAAAUACUACAACUAGUAGCAGUAGUAAAAAUUAGAAAGAAAUGUACAGAUUUAGCAAUACAGUAAUAGGUUUCUUGAACCUCUUCACACUUUUAGCCUCAAUCCCGAUCAUCGGUGCAGGUUUAUGGAUGGCUAAGAGCAGCACCACCUGUGAAAGCUUUCUUCAAACACCCCUUCUGGUGAUCGGCUUUGUGAUUCUGAUAAUAUCGCUGGCUGGUUUUAUUGGGGCUUGUUUCAACGUUGCAUGGGCUCUGUGGGUGUAUUUGCUGGUCAUGCUGUUUCUCAUAGGAGCUUUGAUGGCUCUGACAGUUUUCGGGUUCGUGGUGACGAGCCAAGGUGGAGGGCAUCCGGUUGAGGGGAGGGUUUAUAGAGAGUAUCACCUUAAUGAUUAUUCUCCAUGGUUGAGGAAGAGAGUUGAGGAUCCUCACUAUUGGAUGGCCAUCCGGAAUUGUAUUUUGAGUUCUAAAACUUGUGCUAGCAUUGUUAUGUGGACUCCUUAUGAUUAUCUCAACAAAGACUUGACUCCAAUUCAGUCUGGUUGCUGCAAGCCUCCAACUUCAUGCAAUUAUGCAGCAACAACGAUGGCUCAGGACCCGGACUGCUACCAAUGGAACAACUCCCCGACCAUGCUUUGUUACCAGUGCGAUUCGUGCAAGGCCGGAGUGCUUGAAGAUGUGAGGAGAGACUGGCACAAGCUCUCUGUACUUAACAUUGUCAUGGUUGUUUUACUCAUAGGCAUCUAUUCCAUUGGCUGCUGUGCUUUCCAAAACACCAAAAGAGCUGAAACAGAUUAUCCUUAUGGCCGUAACAGGAUGUCCAAGAUCCACCCCAGAUGGGAUUUUCAUUGGUGGAGAUGGUUGAAUGAAAGGAGACACCAACUUUACUAAACAAAGGACAUGGAGGAAAGCUUUCACUUUUUCCUAUGUAUUUUACAGUUAAUUGCAGUCUUUCACUGUGCAAAAGUUGGAUAUCCUUGUGCUGUUUUCAGAUUCAGCUUAUAUAUAUAUAUCCCAUUGGCGUGGUUGGCAUUUGGAUGUGGAUGGAUGCAUGAGCCUCUCCUCUACUUUAACAAACCAUUCUCUUUAUUCACAAACACUAGCUACGUUCUGCU